Molecule: messenger RNA, 2136 nt
Organism: Aspergillus tanneri
Lineage: Eukaryota; Fungi; Ascomycota; Eurotiomycetes; Eurotiales; Aspergillaceae
Product: putative C6 transcription factor
Exons: 3
Coding region: 1-2136 (711 amino acids)
Biological process (GO): DNA-templated transcription; positive regulation of transcription from RNA polymerase II promoter by galactose
Cellular component (GO): nucleus
Molecular function (GO): zinc ion binding; RNA polymerase II cis-regulatory region sequence-specific DNA binding; DNA-binding transcription factor activity, RNA polymerase II-specific
Source: RefSeq, a predicted model, not a curated record
AUGCAGACAUCGAAAGAUAAAAUGCGACGACAUGUGGAAAAGCUAUCCACCACUCUGGAUGAAUAUCGAAAUGUCCUUGAGAAACUCUUUCCUACUGUAGCACCGGAGACCCUGGUCAAUUUGCCACGCGAAAGGCUCAUGGAGCUAUUAGGCAAGGGUCCGGCACUGGUGCAUACGCAAGGACCACGUCCGGAAUCUCCUGCUACUUCUGCCUCCGUGGAUAUUCACGUAUCGCCGAUAUCCAACGAAGAUGGCAAUCUUGAGUCACUACAGACCAUGCCUGAGGAGUCCAGUGACGUUCAGAACCUGAGCAGCACAGAACUGACCAAUGGAAUCUCCGACGAUGUAAACGCCCUGUCACUCUCGGCCAAGCACGCUUCCUCAUAUCUUGGAGUGUCUUCCAUAAACGCAGUGCUCAAGGUGAUUGUCUGGCUCGACCCCGGAUCCUUGUCAUAUUUCUCUCGCACGCCGGCCGCGGUCCACCGUCAGGACUCCAUCAUGGAAUAUUCCCCUUCGGAUACGCAAAAUUGGGGAUCUCAGCCACAGCCUGGGACUCCACCCCAAUCCCAGCUGCAGUUGACUAACAUACAAUUGCUCGACGCCUAUUUCAUGUACUUCCAGCCUUUUGUCCCCAUGCUGGAUGAACAGUGCUUCCGCGAGACCUAUAUAUCUGGCCGAAGGAAAGAUGAUCGCUGGCUUGGGUUAGUGAAUAUUGUAUUUGCUUUAGGCAGUAUCGCAGCGGGCACGUCCGACGAUACGUCUCACAAGACAUACUAUGUACGCUGCAUGAAAUAUCUUAGCCUAGAUUCGCUAGGUUCCUCGCACAUGGAGACACUCCAAACCCUGGGCCUUCUGGGUGGCUAUUAUCUCCACUACAUCAGCCAGCCGAAUCUGGCGUACUCAUUGAUGGGGGCUGCUCUACGCAUGGCAGCCGCACUAGGCUUACACAAAGAGUUCUCGGAGACACACGAUGUGACAAAGAAGCAGAGCAUAUCGUCGGCGGAUCUAAAACGGCGAGUAUGGUGGUCGCUAUUCUGCCUAGACACAUGGGGUGGCAUGACUUUAGGGCGGCCGAGUAUGGGCCGAUUCGGGCCUACAAUUACGGUCAAGCUACCAUAUUGUAGAGAAUCGGAAAACUUGCUCGACAUUCUUCCCCUCCUGGAAAAUGUUCGGUUUUGCAAGAUUGCGACCCAGAUCCAGGAAGUCCUGGCUGUGUCACCGUUGACGAGACAUCAUGAGAUGUUCCAUUUUGAUAAUCAACUGUCGGAGUGGUAUGAGAAUCUCCCGUAUAUUCUCAAGGACCACGAGCCGUGUUCCGAGUCCAUUGCGAUUUCGCGGACAGUCAUGAAAUGGCGGUACUGCAAUCAACGUAUGCUUCUUUACCGUCCCACCCUGUUGAGUUACGCCAUGCGUCGCGUUCCGUACAUUGCACUGCGGUCAGAAGAGCGGACCUCUAUCGAGAGAUGCAGGGAAAUUGCGGAAGCAACCAUUCAAGACAUCUCUUCAACGGCCCAGUCCCAUCAAAUGUCAGGCUGGAAUGCCGUCUGGCUAAUCUUCCAGGCCACAAUGGUUCCUCUCUUGGGACUAUUCCUCAACGACCAUACGACCAGUGAUCCAAGAGCGAGUGUCGAGUCGUGUCAGGAGCAAGUGGAAAUGGCGAUGAUGCUCCUAGCACGGUUACAGUCUUGGAGCCCGACGGCCAGCCGAACACUGGAUGCUGUCUCCCGCAUUCUUGAGGCCAGUAAACGAGGACUUGGGAUCGCUGGAGAUACCAGUACCCUUUCUAGCGGCCAGUAUACGACUGCGCGUGAGAGCUCUUUGUCGGGAAUAAUCCCUGGGAUCCUUCCGUCUCAAAACGACUUGGGCCGGGGGGCAAUGGUUGUGAACAAUACUAGCUUUUCCGAUCCAUUUACUCCUCCGUUUAAUGAUUCGUCUGGUCAGCAGCUGUGGGAUUUCCUGAGUUGGAGCGAUAAUAAUCUAUGGCCGGGCAUUACAGACCUGAACUACUGGACCGAAACGACGUUAUUCGGGCAGGAUGAGAAAAAUAUGAAAUAUAGCAAUAAUGCCUCCGCAUUUUUCAGUGGAUCGAUGACAGAUUCCACAUAUUAUGCGAACACACCUCUCACAUUCCUCUAA